Molecule: messenger RNA, 3993 nt
Organism: Clupea harengus (Atlantic herring)
Lineage: Eukaryota; Metazoa; Chordata; Actinopteri; Clupeiformes; Clupeidae
Gene: ect2
Product: epithelial cell transforming 2
Biological process (GO): regulation of cytokinesis, actomyosin contractile ring assembly; activation of GTPase activity; mitotic cytokinesis
Cellular component (GO): cell cortex; nucleus
Molecular function (GO): guanyl-nucleotide exchange factor activity; GTPase activator activity
Source: RefSeq, a predicted model, not a curated record
GCCCUUCUGUUUGUCUCUCAAUUUGAAUUCUCAUAGAAAGUUUAGGGGUUUGGGAGUACCUUGAUGCAAAGAUGACAUGUAAUGUCACUGUUUCAUAAUUUUAGUUUCAUUAUAGCUAUGGCGUGUAGCCAAACAUUUCGGCGUAGUUAGGUCUUUUUUCAAUGAACUCUUGUUCUGACAACUGCAAGUAUCUUAUGAAAAACUUGUCAGUGCUUUGGUUAUCGUUAGCUAGCUGCUAGCCUAAUAUUAGCCAUUUACCAGCGUGAGCUAACUAGCAAGCUCCCUAGUUUGGAUAACGUUACCUUUAAAGUUGGUCAACCAGCCAGCUGACUAGAAAAACUUUUUGGACGGUUGUGGAGAGUUAAAGAGGUCAGCCAGGAUAUUUUCUAGAUUUGGACUGGGUCACCACCCCUUGUCACACUGCCAUGGCUGACUGCAGCACAGUUACUAUAGGGACCGCUCGAAGCCUUGAUUUCUCUGUGAAUGACUCCAGAAUGGCUGAGACCACCAAGGAGCACACUUUCCUGGGCUUGACAGCAGACGAUGUGGAGGACAUGCUGCCUCAGGUGGAGACCAGGGUUGUUUUAGUUGGAGACGCUGGCAACAACCCAGAGCUUGUGAAAGCGCUUCAGGCCAUCAAAAUAAUGGAAGUCCCAAUGGUAAAGAUUAAAGAAGGUGUCCCGGGCUCAGAGGCUGGGGAGAAAUUGAUCAAAUCGAUAGUAAAUAUGGACAUCAACAAGCCUUGCUUUAAGACUGACAAUGUCAAAGAAUUUGGCGACGGGGAGAACGCAGAGUUUGAGACGGUGUUUGUGCUGACUGACUUCAAGUCUCCAGACUACGACUAUCUGUACAAGAAUGACAACCGCAUCGUGGGACCCCCUGUGGUGCUGCACUGCGCAGCCAAAGAGGAGCCCCUUCCUUUCUCCUGUCGGCCGCUCUACUCCACCACCAUGCUCAACCUGUCUUUGUGUUUCACCGGAUUCCGCAAGAAAGAUGAAGUGGUCAACCUUGUCAAUCUGGUGCACCACAUGGGCGGCACCAUCCGCAAAGACUUCAGCGCCAAAGUCACCCACCUCGUAGCACACUCGACCCACGGAGAAAAGUACAGGCUGGCUGUGUGCAUGGGCACCCCCAUCCUCACUCCAGAUUGGAUUCUCAAGGCCUGGGAGCACAAGGAUGACGUUCAUUUUCAUGCAGGGGACGAAGGAUUCCGCACGGAAUUCAAAGUGCCCCCGUUCCAGGACUGUGUGCUCAGCUUCCUGGGCUUCACUGCAGAGGACAAAGCCAAUAUGGAGGAGAGGACGCUCAAACAUGGUGGCCACUACCUGGAGGUCGGGAGUGAGAAGUGCACACACACCGUGGUGGAGGAGAACUCUAUUAAGGAGCUGCCCUUCACUCCAUCCAAGAGGCUUUACGUGGUGAAACAGGAGUGGUUUUGGGGGAGUAUACAGAUGGAUGCCAGAGCGGGAGAGUCCAUGUACUCUUAUGAAAAGGCUGAGAGCCCGGCGAUGAUGAAGAAGACGGUGUCGCUGCUCACUCUCACCACGCCCAACAGCAACCGCAAGCGCCGGCGGCUGCGUGACACGCUGGCCCAGCUCACCAAGGAGACGGAGAUCUCGCCCUUCCCCCCACUCAAGAGGCCUUCGGCGGAGCAUUCGCUCUCCAUGGGCUCGCUGCUGGACAUCUCCAACACCCCCGAGACCUGCAAGAGCCUGGGAGAGAUGGCUAGGCCGUCGAAGAGCUCCACGCCGGCCCUGGCCAAGCAGUCUGCCAGGUGGCAGGUGUCCAAGGAGCUGUACCAGACAGAGAGCAACUACGUGUGCAUCCUGGAUACGGUGCUCCAGCUCUUCAAGUACCCCCUGGAGAAGGAGGGGCAGGUGGGAGGACCCAUCCUGGCUCAAGAGGAGAUGAAGACCAUCUUUGGCUGCAUCCCAGACAUCUACGAUGUGCACACCAGGAUAAAGGCGGACCUGGAGGAAGUGGUGAUGAACUGGUCGGAGGACAAGAGCGUUGGCGACAUCUUCCUGAAAUACUCGAAAGAUCUUGUUAAGGCCUAUCCGCCAUUUGUCAACUUCUUUGAGAUGAGCAAGGAGACCAUUCAGCGGUGUGAAAAGCUGAAACCCCGCUUCCAUGCUUUCCUCAAGAUCAAUCAGGCCAAGCCUGAGUGUGGGCGGCAGACGCUGGUGGAACUGCUGAUUCGCCCCGUGCAGAGGCUUCCUAGUGUGGCUCUCCUGCUCAACGACAUAAAGAAGCACACAUCUGAGGAUAACCCGGACAAAAUCACUUUGGAGAAGGCCAUCGAGGCGCUCAAAGAAGUCAUGACGCACAUAAAUGAAGAUAAGAGGAAGACGGAGGGCCAGAAGCAGAUUUUUGAUGUUGUCUAUGAGGUGGAUGGAUGUCCGGCCAACCUGCUGUCCUCUCACCGAACUCUGGUGCACAGGGUGGAGACCAUCGCUCUAGGAGACAAGCCCUGCGACCGUGGCGAGCAGGUCACCCUCUUCCUCUUCAGUGACUGCCUCGAGAUUGCACGGAAGCGGCACAAGGUCAUCAGCACGUUCCGGAGUCCACUGGGUCAGACCCGCCCACCUGCUCAGCUGAAGCACAUUGCCCUCAUGCCCCUGUCCCAGAUCAGACGGGUGCUGGACCUGCAGGACACUGAGGACUGUCAGAAUGCCUUUGCACUGGUGGUGCGCCCUCCCACUGAGCAGGAGAACCUGUUGUUCAGCUUCCAGCUGACGGCCGAGGACGCGCAGAAGUCUGUGUGGCUCAAGACCCUCUGCCGGCAAGUGGCCAACACCAUCUGCAGAGCCGAUGCCGAGGACCUCAUCCAGUGCACCGAUCCUGACUCCGUCCAAGUAAGCACCAAAGAUAUGGACAGCACACUGAGCAGAGCCUCCAGGGCCAUCAAGAAGACAUCAAAGAAGGUCACCAGGGCUUUCUCCCUGACUAAGACCCCCAAGCGUGUGCUCCAGAGGGCCUUCAUGGCCAGUGGCUCCCCAAACAAGAGUCCCGGCCUGGCCUCCGAAUACAUGAGCCGUGCCGGCAGCAGCUCCACCCUGGCUGUUCGCCAUUCUCCAUCCAUGGUCAACCUGUCAUCUAUGUUUGAGAGGAAGUACCACACCUUCAGUCGAUCCUCAACACACCUCAUUUAACUAUCCUUUCUGUGUGUUCUAGUUUCAAUGAAAGUACUUACCGUAAACUAAUCCUCAAUGGUACAGCAAAUAUUUCCAACACUUUCAAGUGCGUACAUUAACACAAGCUUGGACAAAUAUUGUCUGGGUUGAAACACGAAGGAUCAUUUUUGUGUGUGUGUUUGUUUCACUUAUCUGGUAUUAAACGUUUCAGGCACAUUUAAUUAACGCAGAUAGAUAUGCAGUAACAUCUUAAUUUUCUUCAUAGAGGGAUAGAGUUGGUUUCUGUAGUUAUUAGCAAAUGAAAGUAUUCAUAACAUUUAAUGGGAACAAAGCCUGUUGGUUUCGGUUACCUUAUCUUUCAGCUUUUAUAAAGCUAUUAUGUAUCUGACUUUUAUUACCAGUGAUCAGGAUUAGGGGGAAUGAGUCACUGAAGCAUAGGCGUUUAUUCAUUCUUUUUGCAUAUGUUUUAAAACUGAUUUUAUUUGUCCAUUUAGUUUCGAUUGUGUGUUUGUGUAGCCUUACAUAUUUAUACUUCAAAAUCAUUUAUAUAAAUAGCCUAUGUGAGAAACCUUCUCACCAUUGCUCCUUUUCUAUUUAUGUAAUGUGAGUGGUUUUUUGUUUUGUUUUUUUUCUUCCUUGUGCUCUCGGUAGCUCUACACUAUAUAUAUACUGUCAAACCUGAUUUUCUUUAUCCUUCUUUAUCUGUUUUUUCUCUAAAGAAAAUAUUACCAGGGCAGCUAGUCCUGUAAAUCAACGCAAGUCAGACACUUAAGGCUGAAAAUAAAAGAAUGACUAUUUCUACUUUUAUAUAUGAUUUAAUUUGCUUUAUUUCAAUAAAAGAAGCAAAACUCUUAUUAGA